Messenger RNA from Fraxinus pennsylvanica, 1608 nucleotides. The record is from the annotation of a GenBank genome assembly. Lineage: Eukaryota; Viridiplantae; Streptophyta; Magnoliopsida; Lamiales; Oleaceae.
AUGGCGGUUGGAUUUGCGAUUACCGGUUCAGAAGGCCAGUAUAGUGGCAAGAUUACCCUAUUUGUGGUGUUGUCUUGUUUGAUGGCUUCCAUGGGAGGAGUUCUCUUUGGCUAUGAUAACGGAAUUACAGUGUUGUCUUGUAUGAUGGCUUCCAUGGGAGGUGUUAUCUUUGGCUAUGAUAUUGGAAUUUCAGGUGGAGUAACUUCUAUGGAGCCAUUCCUGAAAAAGUUUUUCCCAGAAGUCUACACCAGGAUGAAAGAAGACACAAAGAUUAGCAACUACUGCAAAUUUGAUAGCCAGCUACUGACAUUAUUCACAUCCUCGCUCUAUAUAGCUGGUCUAAUUGCUUCCUUCUUUGCUUCAUUGGUCACUGCAGCCUAUGGGCGCAAACCAUCUGUCCUUGCUGGAGGAGUUGCAUUUCUUGCUGGUGCAGCACUAGGAGGUGCAGCUGUUAAUAUAUACAUGCUGAUUUUUGGCAGGGUCUUGCUUGGAGUCGGUGUUGGUUUUGCAAACCAGGCAGUUCCUUUAUAUCUCUCAGAAAUGGCACCUCCCAAAUACAGAGGAGCAAUCAACAACAGCUUUCAGUUCAGUGUAGGAAUUGGGGCCUUAGCAGCAAACUUGAUAAACUAUGGAACCGAAAAGAUUACAGGUGGUUGGGGAUGGCGAAUAUCGUUGGCUAUGGCUGCAGUUCCGGCAUCAAUUUUAACUUUAGGUGCACUCUUUCUCCCUGAAACACCGAACAGUCUAAUUCAACGUAGCAGCAAUCACGAAAAGGCUAAAAAGAUGUUGCAAAGAGUUCGAGGCACGGAUGAUGUCCAAGCUGAACUAGACGAUCUCAUCAAAGCUAAUGAUGUUUCAAAAACCAUAAAAAACCCUUACAAGAGUAUCAUAAAAAGAAAAUACAGGCCUCAGUUUGUCAUGUCUAUAGCGAUACCAUUCUUUCAACAAGUAACUGGAAUCAAUGUCAUUGCAUUCUAUUCACCAAUACUCUUCCGAACAAUUGGUUUAGGCAUUAGUGCAGCUCUCUUGUCUGCAGUCGUAACUGGGGUUGUAGGUAUAGGAACAACAUUCAUAUCAAUGCUGAUAGUUGACAAAGUUGGCCGAAGAUUUCUAUUAAUAAUGGGAGGAAUACAAAUGUUUGUCUCUCAAUUGACUGUGGGGGGAAUUAUGGCAGCGAAGUUAGGGGAUCAUGAUGGACUAAACAAAAGUUAUGCUUUUAUGGUUCUGGUGUUGAUCUGCAUUUAUGUUGCUGGUUUUGGAGUUUCAUGGGGUCCAUUAGGCUGGUUAAUUCCCAGUGAAAUAUUUCCCUUGGAAAUACGAUCGGCCGGACAAAGUAUUUCAGUGGGCAUAAACUUUCUCUUCACUUUCGUGGUUGGCCAAACAUUUUUAUCAAUGCUUUGCCAUUUCAAGUCAGGGAUUUUCUUCUUCUUUGGAGGCUGGGUAGCAAUAAUGACAGCGUUUGUUUUCCUGUUAUUACCAGAGACAAAGAAUUUGCCAAUUGAACAAAUGGAUAGGAUCUGGAAAGAACACUGGUUUUGGAAGAAAAUUGUAGAAAAAAACAAGGAGGAGGUGAUUGGCAAAGUAGGUGGAGCAUCUCUUAACUGCUGA